GUUACUGACUUCGCUGAAGUAAGGUUGUCAUUUCGUUCACCUAUUCAAUAACGUGAUAGAUGAAUGGGAAAUAAUUAACAUUAUUGCAGCGAAGCCAACACAAUUCUCCUUUCCGAAACGAUUGCUGGGGCAGUAAUUAUCGAACGGGUCUGACCGUGGUGAACGCUUUUAAACACCGCCAUCGCCAUGAUCGAUGUGGAAAACAAAGAUGGCGGAAUAAUACGGUGAUCAUAACCAAACGCUCUGAAUUUUUGUAGUUAUGUACAUUAGUGGGCGGAGGUGGCAGCGGUGUCGUGGUGUCUGAGAGAGGGGGAGCUCCAUGGUCCGGCCGGGGUGAUGCCGCCGCGGCCAGCGGCUAUGGCGGCUGAGGAAAACCGUCCCCCACUCGCUCUGUUUACCGCCGUCUACGACUACGUAGCGCAGGGGGAAGACGAGCUCUCCCUUCGUAGGGGGGAGAUCGUCGAGGUCCUGUCUAAAGAUGCGAACAUAUCGGGUGACGAGGGUUGGUGGACGGGAAAGAUUGGAGACCGUGUGGGAAUAUUUCCCGCGGUAUACGUGACAGAAGAAGAUCCGCUGGCCGUCACGUCUGUCAUAGGAGAUGUGGACCCCCCUCGAGUGUCGUUCUCUGAGCUUAAACUCGAGGAGGUGAUCGGCGUCGGCGGUUUUGGUAAAGUUUACCGUGGUUAUUGGAAUGACGAAGUGGUAGCGGUAAAGGCCGCACGCCAGGACGCAAAUGAGGACAUUGAAGUUAUCAAAGAGAGUGUACUGCAAGAAGCAAAACUGUUUUGGAUGUUGCAGCAUGAAAAUAUAGUGUCGUUAAAAGGUGUUUGUUUGGAAGAGCCUAAUUUGUGUUUGGUGAUGGAGUAUGCUCGUGGUGGCCCACUAAAUAGGGUGCUAUCUGGGCGGAAGAUACGGCCUGGGAUUCUCGUGGACUGGGCUAUUCAAGUUGCUCGCGGUAUGGCGUAUCUCCAUGUUGAUGCACCUAUUUCUCUUAUUCAUCGAGACCUAAAGAGUUCAAAUGUUUUGUUAAGUGAGACGAUAUUAACAGACGACAUGUUAGAGAACAAAACCCUGAAGAUAACCGACUUUGGUCUCGCCCGGGAGGUCUACAAAACGACCAGAAUGUCUGCAGCGGGGACUUACGCCUGGAUGCCACCUGAGGUGAUAAAGAACUCGACGUUUUCCCACGCGUCAGACGUCUGGUCUUAUGGGGUUUUACUUUGGGAACUACUCACGGGGGAGACUCCUUAUAAAGGCAUCGAUGCGUUAGCGGUCGCUUAUGGGGUCGCUGUCAACAAACUGACGCUGCCCAUACCCAGUACGUGCCCGGAGCCUUGGAGGGUGCUUAUGGAAGCCUGCUGGCAUUCGAACCCUCGAGAACGGCCGUUAUUCCCUGAAAUCCUGGAACAGCUGGAACGAAUCAGACAAUCAGAAUUCACUCGCGCACCUCACGAAAGCUUUCAUACAAUGCAAGAUGGAUGGAGGAUAGAAAUCGAAGAGGUUCUGAGGGAUCUAAGGAGAAAAGAGAAGGAGCUUCGAUGUCGCGAAGAAGAACUCACCAGAGCCCAGCUCCAGCAGAGGCUGGUGGAACAGAACCUCGCGCAGAAAGAGAGGGAGUUGGAGAUGAGAGAGAUCGAUCUGGCAGCUCGCGAAUUGCACAUACUAAUAUUCGCUAGUAAUAUGUCGCAGCAACCGCCGCAGCCUAACAAACGGAAAGGCAAAUUCAGCAAGAUCCGUCUGCUAAAGAAGGACACGAUCUCCUCGCCCCUGGACUUUCGUCACACGCUGACGGUGAGGCCCAACGACGAGGCCAGCGUGAAGCAGUUGGUCGCCGUCGCCAAGGACACGCCGCCCGGAUCCCCCGCGAUCAUGCGGGCCAUCGCUCUGCCCGCGGACGGCGUGAAAGGCAAGACGUGGGGUCCUUCCACCGGACACACGCGCACGCGCACGCACCUGCCGCUGCCCGCCCUCCGCGCCCGUCCCCAUCGCCCCUCCGCCUCUACCUCCGCCCCCCACCUCUCGCCCGCUCGCGCCUCGCCCGCCCGGCACCCCGGUUGUUUUCUUCCUUACACAGACUUCAGUCCGGACGAAUGGGGUCCAGAGUUUCCACUCAGUUCGUCGUCGAGGUAUACGAUACCCAUGCCCACUCUUUAUAGUACGGAAGGUUAUAAGUUCAAAAAGCCGAGUAUAAUCGAGCUGGUGCUAUACAAUAUGGCGGCGUUGUUGGGUGGCGUGGCUGCCGGAUAUGACGUCAGAGUUUCUAAUGUCAGCCCACUACAUCCUACCUUACAGCCGCACAGAACGGAGUUAGAAUCGGACGUGUUGAGUCCGUCGGUGUACGAAGGAUUCGGUUUCGCGCACAACACCUACCACGGACCUACGAGGCAUGUCCGAGCACCGCUCAACGCUCUAACGGACCCCAUAUCAAGCCUUCAAGCGGAAGAACAAAAGCCUCUCCGAUUCACGGACUCUCCCACGCAUUACGCGCACCCGUCCUCUUCCUCUGGCUACGGCCAUUCCGCACAACCCCUCUCCGGCACUUCCGGUCUCGGGACCAACUACACUUCGACCCAACCGACUCCUUCGCCAAGAAGAACCUCGUCUACUUCCGAUCAUUUGGCCGAUUUAUACCAGAACUACCGAGAAAACUUCCAACCUUCCCCUUCCCAAGAGAGGCAGGACUUCUUCUACAGACCGGACUAUUACGAUAGAACAGCCGACUACGUGGUCAAACACCCGUAUUACGGGUACGACGAGUGUUCUUUCGAAUACCGGGAGUCGACCCCCGAAUACAGAUUCACACAUAGACGGACCCCGUCGAACUCCUCCGCGUCCAAUUCGCACCCGGAAGAGUUCUCCCCCAAAUUCCAAAAGUACCCCAAAGACUAUCGCCCCAAAGGCGAGUAUCCUCGAAAAAAUGACUACUCCCUUCCGAGGGAUUUCUAUCGGGAGGAAGCCGAGCGACCGGCAAAUUUGGGGCUGGAAUUGGCACCCACGAAGUUGAGGUCCAGCCUGAAAAAAUACAAGAAGUCGUCGGCGUCGGGGGGCAGUUCCGGGGGAGGGACCCCCACCAAUCCCACCCCGCCGGACAGCUUAACGAGCGAAACGGACAGCUCCUACGUUUCGGCGAGGGACGUCUCCAUCGGGUCGCAGUCUAGAGUUAGAUUCAGUCCCGAGGCGAUGGAAGAAGGAGUGGCACGUCGCGGGUCCCGGCACUCGUAGCGAAGGCUCACGAAGUUCGACGAUUACCUCGUGUGAUACGCGAUCGCACGGUGCGUCGGACGACGUUUCUCGCCGAGGGUGAUAUCUCUCUUUCUCUCUCUCUCUCUCUACCAGCAUACGGUUUGUGCUUUCUACGUUUGACUCAUUUGGUGGACCCUGUGCUAAUAUUGAACGUUUUUCAUGGCUUUUUGCCGCGAUAUUUGAAGUGUAAUCUCUUAGAUUAAUUUUUAUAUAACGACGUGAUAUCGGAAAUAGCUGACGGAACUAAUGAUUAAGUAUUUGAUUGUCGUCGAUGUUCCGAUUUUCGAGAAAAUAUUUUACAAAAAAAACUAAUCUAACUAAUAUCGGUCACGCUUCUAUUAGUUCACAAUAAAAAUAUGUUUUACACACUCACUUAAAUACCAUUGAAAUUGGGAUUCGUUACACUCGCUCACCGAGAUUGUAAAUUUAGAGACGUAUUAAAAUCUCGAUUAACGUGUAAUUUAUGUUUUAGUGGAACAAUUAAAUAAAUAAUGAAAUGAAUGUAUAUGAGAUUAUAAGUUUAGGAUUUGAGAUUUUAAGAUUUAUUUGUAGCAAACUCUUGCAUGCUAAAAAGAGUGAGUCAUUGAUUUUUUUUAAACAUGUCGAGGAAAAUAUGUUUGUGAAGCAAAGUCGAAAUAAUGAAAUCUGCCUUUCAAACCUUUUUAGCGUCUUAUAUAAAGAAGGUCGCCACGUACUCGAAUAUUUGUCAGGCACAAAAGGUGUACAGUGUAAAUACGCAAUGUACAAGCUUCAUUUAUUUAACUGGCAUUUAAGAUUUCUUAAUAAAUAGUACAAAUAUGUUAAGGUAUGUAGAAAUAUAAUCGUGUGUAUAUUUAAAACUAUAUCGCAUUUUGUACAAAGUAUUGAUAUUUUUUACUGGAAUAUCGUUUGGCUGGCCGUAGAUUCUAGAGUGAACUCAUUUCAUUGAAUUAAAUGUUUUUCUAAAUGAAUUUGUACGUUUGAUAAGCGACAAUGUUCAGGUAAUUUUUGGCGUAUACCCGUGCCUUCAAUGUCGAAUGAGCUCCUCGCUCCGGUGGCGAUGGCUGAACUGGACCACUCUGCGUAGUCCUAGUGGUUUUUGUAUUCAAGUUAUAUUUAGGUGGAAAUCGAAGUUACUAGUCGGCGUCAUCAUAAAAGAUGCAUUUUACUGAAACGUGUUAUUUUAUUGAUGAACUUAAUUAAAUUGUUUGUUUUUACCGAAUCACUUUUGUUCGUUUGAGAUGAGACUUGGUUGUUGAACUUGGGAUGUUUCCCCUUUACUUUGGAUUGAACAAACGAAUUUAAUGCAUAUUUUAUUAAAUAAGUAAUAAAAUAACAUGUUUCUAAUAGUUUCAUUGUGACAAUACGUUGAUAUUAAAGUCGAUAUUAGGUACGCAUUUUGUACUGUAAAUGUUGGAUUUGACAAAAUACGUGUUGCGAUCGACCGAAGUCGUUAAUAUUGAGCGAAAGAGAUAUUUUUAUGAGCAAGGAAUUUGAAUUUGUCAAAACUCGAGUCGACUACCGAUCGCUUAGAUUGUUCACUAGCGUAAUUAAAUAUAAGGUGUAUAUCAAAAGUAAUAUAAAAAUUAGCUUUGAUAUGAUUAGCGAAACCAGUGCCUCAUGUUUGCUGGCAAAGUGUGGAAGGUCAGGAAUUGGCAUUUUCAUUAUUAUAUUUGUAUUAUUGCAAUGUGUUUUAAAUGUCGCGGUUUAUUAUUAUUAUUUGUGCAAUAUGCGGGAAUUUUUUGCGUCCAUUAUUUUUAUUCGAAACGUCGUGAAACAGUAUUGGAUUCAGUAUUUCUAUCGAGAAAUUAUUUAUAUGUAUAUAUUUUGAUCAUUAAGUAGCGCGUAAUUUGUGCUUUGUCUGUGCCAAUAUUGCGCUUUGAAUUAUUUAUUUAGUACAAACCAAAACCUAACCAAAUUAUGUUAAGAAUCUCUCGUAUUAUAAGUUUCAGAUUAGUCACAAAUUGUUUUCUCGAGUCAACGAAACAAAACGAAACACUGUAAAUAUUCACGGCGCAAUUACUUAAAACGUCUAGUCUUAAUUUUUAUUUGAGUUUUGUUUGGUUACAACGGUUUUGCGCUCUUGCCUGUGUCAUCGAAGACCUUUCAUUUUUCUUUUCUAACUGAAUCGAAUAGAUCUUGUCUAUUCAGAAAGCUAAAUUCCUACUUAAAUCACAGAAACUGUCUUCUCUUUGUGUAAGAGUGCAAAUCCGGGCAUUCCAUUAUUUUGUACUGAACAUUCCAUGUAGGGGUGAUAUCGAGCUCUAAGUGAGCGGAAGUAUUGAAGGUUAUGUGUGCCAAUGUAUUGGGAGAAUGCCUUACGUCUGUAUGUUAAACCGACAAAUAAAUUAGAUUAAGCUUUUUA
Messenger RNA from Pieris rapae (cabbage white), 5587 nucleotides. It is a transcript of the gene slpr, whose product is annotated as mitogen-activated protein kinase kinase kinase 11. The transcript has 12 exons. Bases 337 to 3222 code for a protein of 961 amino acids. The record is from RefSeq and is a predicted model, not a curated record. NCBI's taxonomy places the organism in Eukaryota, Metazoa, Arthropoda, Insecta, Lepidoptera, Pieridae. Gene Ontology annotation, molecular function: JUN kinase kinase kinase activity; ATP binding; protein binding. Gene Ontology annotation, biological process: protein phosphorylation.